AUGAAUAAUUUUCUUCGGCUUGCCUUCUUGUUUUUCUUUGGCGCAAUAACCUCGUGCGCUUUCGACUGUAAUGGCCGUGAGCUCUCUUACAAUGAUUUCUCCGCCGAUGUGGCUCAUCUGAUCGAUGCUGAUAAAUCUAUUAAUACUCUAAAUGGACCGACCAAUGAUGCUUCAAUUUGGAGUGCAUUGUCUUCCACAUUUCUUCAAGACAAUCUUGAAUCACAUCGUCUUGGAAUUUUGUAUUUCAUUGAUGAGGAUUCCAAGACUCCCAACAAGUGUUAUCCAGAGGUCCCCUUGAAAGGGGGAGCGUGGAUCUCGCUUUACAUUCAAUUUAUGUAUAUUGAUAUCAGUCCUCCAAACACCAGCGCGACGACAACAAGAGCUUUGAUCCCAACCCUUGAUGUGGUGCUGGAUGACGAUUUCGGAUGGAAUUCAACGAAAAUCAACCGUGAUGGAAAAAUUGAAGUGAAGCUCGUUACGAUAGCCACCAAUAAAUCUCCGAAUUGGGAGGAGUCCGAGAGUCGUCCAGCUUGGGAGCCUGGUAAGAAGAACCAGUGCACUACCUCUAACCCUCCCUCGAAGGACGAUGCUGCAAAGAGACUGGCACAGAAAAAUACUCACUUGGCUGUUGCCGUUCUGGACAGCGCCAGCGAGGAUGUCGAGCGCGCGUGGAAGGGAUUGGAGGGCAAACGUGUUUCUGUGAAGCGGGGUCCCGUGACCGAUCGAAUCUUGGAUGAAACGUUCAUACCGAUGUUCAAUUCAAUUUUUUGCGCUGCUUAUGAAGAUGCAAUGACGACAACAACAACGACAACUACUACUACGACGACCACCACAACUACUACUACGACGACCACCACAACAACGACGACGACUACAACAACUACAACAACAACGACUACAACAACAACAACAACGACUACAACAACGACGACGACUACAACGACGACGACGACUACAACAACGACGACGACGACUACAACUGCAACAACAAGUACCGAUUCCGAUGAAGAGCGACUCUGA
Molecule: messenger RNA, 1020 nt
Organism: Condylostylus longicornis
Lineage: Eukaryota; Metazoa; Arthropoda; Insecta; Diptera; Dolichopodidae
Product: mucin-5AC-like
Exons: 1
Coding region: 1-1020 (339 amino acids)
Source: RefSeq, a predicted model, not a curated record